GAGAAUUCAAACAACAACAACAACAACAUUAAGCUCAAGAUCAUAUUGUUUUUUAUUAUAUUGAAAUUCAUUUUAUAGUGGAAUCAUCGAUCUAAAUAAGAAGAAACUUUUUAAAAUUUUGAUCUCAUUCAUUCGUUUUUUUUUGAUAACUUGGCUAAUCGAGUAAAAUUAUGGCAACGAUCGAUUUGAACAAACAAAAUGGUGGUCCUCAUCAUAAUCACAACCAGAAUAAUUGCCAUCAUUCAUAUCAUUCUAUUAAUAAAACUCAAAACGACAAUUCUAAACGAAAUCGGCUAGCAAAUGGCAACGAUUCCGGUGUUGAACAGCAAAAUUCUUCUGCUAUCCAGCCAUUAAGAAUCGAUUAUAGCAAAUGUUCGAAGGUUACUGUCGUUCUUGGUUCACAAUGGGGUGAUGAAGGAAAAGGAAAGAUUGUCGAUUUGAUCGCUUCUGAGAUGGAUGUCAUUUGUCGAUGUCAAGGUGGAAAUAAUGCAGGUCAUACUGUGGUUGCUGAUGGUGUUGAAUAUGAUUUCCAUUUAUUACCCAGUGGUAUCAUUAAUGCAAAUAUUACAUCCGUUCUUGGUAAUGGCGUGGUCAUCCAUCUAGGCCAAUUAUUAGACGAGAUUCACAAAAACGAAGGAAAAGGUCUCAUAAAUUGGCAACAACGUCUGAUCAUUUCUGAUCGUGCUCAUUUGGUGUUUGAUUUCCACCAAGAAGUCGAUGGUUUAAUCGAAAAAGCUAAAGGAACGAAAAGUCUUGGCACGACAAAAAAAGGCAUUGGGCCAACAUAUUCAACAAAAGCAUCACGUAUUGGCAUUCGUAUGGCCGAUCUGAUGGGUGAUUUUGAUAAAUUUUCAGAAAAAUUUCGUUCUUUAGUCAAAUUUUAUCAGAUUCAAUUCCCUGACUUGAAAGCAAAUGUUGACGAACAAUUGGAACGCAUAAAAGAAAUGAGAGAACAUAUUCGCACUUGUGUCAUUGACACAAUACCAUUCAUAUCAAGAUCGAUUCAUGAAAAACGAAACAUUUUAGUCGAAGGUGCCAAUGCAAACAUGCUGGACAUUGAUUUUGGAACAUAUCCUUAUGUAACAUCUUCGAAUUGUACGGUUGGUGGUGCUUGUACCGGAUUAGGCAUACCUCCAAGAUUCAUCGGUGAUGUUUAUGGCGUUGCUAAAGCAUAUUGUACUCGAGUAGGUGAUGGACCAUUUCCAACUGAAUUGACAAAUGAAAUUGGCGAUUAUCUUCAACAAGUUGGUAAAGAAAUUGGUGUAACCACCAAAAGAAAACGUAGAUGUGGAUGGCUUGAUAUUGUUUUGCUUCGUUAUGCCGAUAUGAUCAAUGGAUUUUCAGCUAUUGCAUUGACUAAAUUGGACAUAUUGGAUGGAUUAUCUGAGAUAAAAAUUGGCAUCAGCUAUAUGAUUGAUGGCAGUGAAAUUGAAUCGCCACCGUCAAACAUUGUCGAUAUGGAAAAAGUAACCGUCAAUUAUGUUACAUUACCCGGUUGGAAAUGUUCGAUUAGCCAAUGUCGACGAUUUGAUGAUUUGCCCGAAAAAGCUCAAAAUUAUGUCCGAAAAGUAGAGUCAUUGUUAGGAAAGCCAAUAAAAUGGAUCGGUGUUGGCGCAUCACGUAAUUCAAUUAUACAAUUAUUUUGAUUAUUAAAGAAUUAUAUGGACAAUAUUUAUGGUCAAAAAAAAAAUGAAUCUUCCACACAAAAGUUUUGUCCAACAUUAUUUUUCACCAUUCAAAUAUAUUAUCAAGCUUUGUUUUUUCGGAAAGAAUAUUUUUUAAUAUCUGCAAAUUUGUUAUGUUUUUUUUCAAACAUAUUUUCAAUUUGUUUUUAUGAUGGCAUUUUCACAAGAAAAAGGUAUUACAAUGUUUUGAAAAAUUCUAUAAGAAUAGUAAAUGGUGUUCGCCAUUGAACAUGCGGCAAACCUCCAUUUAA
Molecule: messenger RNA, 1936 nt
Organism: Dermatophagoides farinae (American house dust mite)
Lineage: Eukaryota; Metazoa; Arthropoda; Arachnida; Sarcoptiformes; Pyroglyphidae
Gene: Adss
Product: adenylosuccinate synthetase
Biological process (GO): IMP metabolic process; 'de novo' AMP biosynthetic process
Cellular component (GO): cytoplasm
Molecular function (GO): adenylosuccinate synthase activity; GTP binding
Source: RefSeq, a predicted model, not a curated record